Molecule: messenger RNA, 1797 nt
Organism: Fraxinus pennsylvanica
Lineage: Eukaryota; Viridiplantae; Streptophyta; Magnoliopsida; Lamiales; Oleaceae
Source: the annotation of a GenBank genome assembly
AUGAACAAUGGAAUCUCGACAGUCAAUUCAGUGAAAAAGAAACUGUACAGGAGGAGGGCCACUGCCUCUAGGGUUUUUGCUAUGUCCUCCAGUAACAUUACAACAUUCAAGAUGAAUUUAAAUGAGUAUAUGGUUACUCUCGAGAAACCACUUGGCAUUCGAUUCGCUCUAUCUGUCGACGGAAGAUUUUUCGUGCAUGCUCUUCAAAAAGGGGGGAAUGCUGAAAAAUCGAGAAUAAUAAUGGUAGGCGACACUUUGAAGAAGGCGAGUGAAACUUCAGGUGGGAAGCUUGUUGAGAUCAAGGACGUCGGUGAUGCAGAGAGUAUUUUGAAAGAGAAAUCAGGUUCUUUUAGCCUAGUGCUUGAGAGACCCUUCUCUCCUUUUCCCGUACAUCAGCUCUAUCUUAUGAAUGAUCUUGACAUUUUAUAUAAUAGAGGUCGUGUUUCCAUUGCCACUUGGAACAAAAACAUACUGGCUUCAAAUUUACAAACAUCUUCUGGGAGCAGUGGGAAUUCUGGGUUUGUAACAUUUUGCCCAAAGUUUUUAACUUCCCAAGGAUGGAAGUGUUUGAAUGAUCAGGACAUUAAUGGAUGGCCACACAUGGUUAAGCACAACCCUGCUGUACCAUUUAGCCCUCUUGUAGCCAUUUUCUCCGAGGAAGUGGCUGGAAAUGCUGAGUGGGGACAUGGGAGCUUCCCGCUUGAAGAGUAUGUCAAGGCAUUGGAACGUUCAAAGGGGGAGCUGUACUACAAUCAUUCUCUUGGUAUGCGCUAUAGUAAGAUCACCGAGCAAAUUUAUGUUGGAUCGUGCAUUCAAACAGAAGCAGAUGUAGAGACUUUGUCAAGCACUGUGGGAGUCACAGCUGUGCUGAAUCUCCAGAGUACAAUUGAAGCUGCAAAUUGGGGAAUUGAUAUGAAAUUGAUCAAUGACUCGUGCCAACGUUGUAAUAUCCUUAUGAUAAACUAUCCCAUAAGGGAUGUAGAUUCUUUUGACAUGAGAAAGAAACUGCCAUUCUGUGUGGGUCUUCUCUUGCGCUUACUUAAGAAGAACCAUUGUGUUUAUGUCACCUGUACCAGUGGCUUUGAUCGAUCUCCCUCUUGCGUUAUUGCAUACCUUCAUUGGAUGACAGAUACUUCCCUUCAUGCAGCUCACAAUUUCGUCACUGGGUUGCAUACAUGCAGGCCUGACAGGCCUGCAAUUGCCUGGGCAACUUGGGAUCUCAUAUCCAUGGUUGAAAGUGGCAGACAUGAUGGACCUGCAACCCAUUCUGUGACCUUUGUGUGGAAUGGACAUGAGGGAGAAGAUGUAUAUUUAGUUGGAGAUUUUACAGGUAAUUGGAAAGAACCAAUUAAGGCAAUCCAUAUCGGUGGCCCAAGAUAUGAAGUUGAAGUUAGACUUUCACAAGGGAAGUAUUAUUAUAAGUAUAUUACCAAUGGACAAUGGAGGCAUUCAACAGCUUCACCGACAGAAAGGGAUCAGAGUGGAAAUAUGAACAAUGUGAUUGUAGUUGGCGAUACUGCCAGUGUAAGACCUUUGGUUCAAGAUCAAAAAAAGGAUGCAAACAUUGUGAAGGUCAUUGAGAGGCCAUUGACAGAAAAUGAGCGAUUUAUGUUGGCUAAAGGAGCUCGGUGUGUUGCUUUCUCUGACAUUCUUGCAAACCCAAUGCCUUAUUCAUUCAGAUCAUCACAUCUACAGGAUGUCUUUAUAUUAGUAUACUGUGAAGAGACUGUGCCAAUUCUUUGCUGCAUUGGUUGCUUGAGGCUCGAUAAAUUCUUGUAUUUGUGCCACGAAAGGUAA